Messenger RNA from Diabrotica virgifera virgifera (western corn rootworm), 3730 nucleotides. Its product is annotated as zinc finger protein 664-like. NCBI's taxonomy places the organism in Eukaryota, Metazoa, Arthropoda, Insecta, Coleoptera, Chrysomelidae. Gene Ontology annotation, cellular component: transcription regulator complex; PcG protein complex. Gene Ontology annotation, biological process: regulation of transcription by RNA polymerase II. The record is from RefSeq and is a predicted model, not a curated record. Bases 331 to 1668 code for a protein of 445 amino acids. Gene Ontology annotation, molecular function: DNA-binding transcription factor activity, RNA polymerase II-specific; RNA polymerase II cis-regulatory region sequence-specific DNA binding. The transcript is spliced from 2 exons.
CAAAUGUUACAUCAUUCAUGGAAUGAAACAUUUGGAACCAAUUAAAACCAGUGAAUCAUUUCCACUUUUUACAUUUAUGUUCUGUAGUUUCCAGAAUAAUUUAAAAAAUUCUGGAAAAAAUAUUUAUGUGUCAAGAAUUUCGAUCGUUGCUGUUGGUAAUAUUCAAUGACGUAUGUCAUAUGACAGUAUGUCACACUUCAAUAUCUAAAAAAAAACAAAACAUUUUGUUUAUUGUUCUUGUAUGGUUCUUGUCUGUAAAUGCAAACCAUUAAAUAAUAGUAAUUAAUUCAUUUAUUAUUUAUAAUAAUAAAUAAAAUUUAUUGUAAUCAAAUGGAAGUUAAACAAGAAAUUGACGAGGAAACGUGUAAAGUGGAAAUAGUUGAUAAUGACCUAGAUGAUGCUCUUUUGGAUGGCUUUAAAUGUGAAAUUCAGGAUGAAUCCAAUGGGAAUCGGCAAAGUACCCAGGACACGUAUGAUUCUUUGGACUUAAAAAAAUGUCCUAUGAAAACUGAAAUUGAACAACAUGGAAAUCCAUUUGAAGAAAACCAAGAAACUGAAAAAGAUUGUCUGCAAGAGGACAAGAUGGAAAUUAUCGAGACACUAACUGAACAUUCAUCUCGCGAAGAAAAUUAUAUGGAGCCAUAUGCCGAAGGAAAAACAUUAAAUAAAAGUAUGAAAGUAGUCACUGAAAAAAAACCUUACAAGUGUGAAAUUUGUAUUAAGCAAUUUAAUCAAGCAAGUACUUUAAAAAGACAUGUGAGAGUGCAUACUGGACAAAAACCUCACAAGUGUGAAAUUUGUUUUAAACAAUUUAGUGAAGCAGGUAGUUUAAAAGUACAUUUGAGAGUGCACACUGGAGAAAAACCUCACAAGUGUGAAAUUUGUUUUAAGCAGUUUAGUGGAGCAGGUAAUUUGAAAGUACAUUCGAGAGUGCACACUGGAGAAAAACCUCACAAGUGUGAAAUUUGUUUUAAGCAAUUUAUUGAAGUAGCCAAGUUAAAAAGACAUCUGAUAGUGCAUACUGGAGAAACACCUCACAAAUGUGAAAUUUGUUUUAAGCACUUUAGUGAAGCAUGUACUUUAAAAGUACAUUUGAGAGUGCAUACUGGAGAAAAACCUCACAAGUGUCAAAUUUGUUUUAAACAAUUUAGUGAAGCAGGUAAUUUGAAAGUACAUUUGAGAAUGCAUACUGGAGAAAAACCUUAUAAGUGUAAAAUUUGUUUUAAGCAGUUUGUCACAACAGGUGCUUUAAAAGUACAUUUAAGAAUACACACUGGAGAAAUGCCAUACAAGUGUGAAAUUUGUUUUAAGCAGUUUGUCACAGCAGUUGCUUUAAAAGUACAUUUAAGAAUACACACUGGAGAAAUGCCAUACAAGUGUGAAAUUUGUUUUAAGCAGUUUAAUCAAUCAAAUAAUUUGAAUGCACAUUUGAGAGUACACACUGGAGAAAAACCUUAUCCGUGUGAGAUUUGUUUAAAACAGUUUGCUCAAAAAGCUCAAUUAACUGGUCACAUGAAAGUUCACACUAGCGAAAAACCCCACAAAUGUGAAAUUUGCUUUAAGAAAUUUAGUUGUAGGUAUUAUUUGAAAACUCACACUAAAUUACAUAGUGGAGAAAAUAAGACUAUGAAACUGGUUUUAAGCAGUAUAUUAAUGCCAGUAGUUUGAAUAAACAUUUGAAAACACACGUUGCAGGAAAACCUUAAGUGUGAAAUUUAUUUUAAGCAGUUUAUUACAGAAGAUGCUUUGAAAGUGCGCACUGGAGAAAACCUCACAAGUGUAAAAUUUGUUUUAAACAGUUUAAUAGAUCAGGUGAUUUAAAAAUACAUUUGAGAGUGUACACUGGAGAAACACAUUAGGUACCUUUACACUUACAUUCUUUCGCGGGCGUUUUAAACGGCCCAUUCCAUUCGCGCGAGCAACGGCGUAACCAGGAUGGCCCUAAGAGGGGGUUACAACUACUGGAAGGUCUCUAGCGGGUAUGGUGUUAAGCGUAUAGAGCUCAAAGUACAUCCCAAUGGGGGGGUUAUAACCCCCAAAACCCACCUGGUUACGCCUAUGCGCGCGAGAAAGCCUGUCAGUGUAAAUACCCUCGCGAUCCACGUUCUCGCCAUGUAAUCGUUUUGGCGCGCUACUUUGCAGUGAAAGCACGUGUUCCAAGAGUGUCAAUCACUUUACACUUCCACUCUAAACGUUUGGUGUAGUCAUGGGGGAUUCACGGUACUGGUCAAACGGCUUCAUAAGUGAAUUCUUGGAAAUGUACAAAUCAUUUCCUUGUUUAUGGAAAGUCCAAUCUAAAGAAUAUUGCUAAGAAUAAAGAUCUAAAAGCAUUGGCAUACGAAGAACUAAUUAAACUUUGCAAAAGCGUUUAUCCAGAGGCCAACAAAGAUUAUAUGGCCAAAAAGAUCCAAAGUUUUCGUGGGUCAUUCAGAAAAGAUAUGCGCUGUAGCACACAAAGCAAAGUAAUUGUUUUUCUUUUUUAUUUUGAACAUUGUGGGGAAUCUCACUAAAACUGCUAAACCUUCUACCACGCCACUCGAAUCACGAAGGAUAAGUUGACAGAUUUACAUUUGCACUUGCGUUUUUAUCCCUCGCGUUUAAAACGGCGUGCAAUCCUCUAGGACUGGAGCGUCCUCGCUAUUAUCGACACACGCUUGGAACGGCGCAAUCUUUCUGCUGCUUAAUUACGCGCGAUUGGAAUGAGCCAUUCAAUCACUUGAAUGAAUCACUUGAAUCACAUUCAAAGGAUGUAAGUGUAAAGGUAUGGUUUGUUCAACAGUAAUUGGUUUGAGUUCAAUUAGUGCGGUCGUAAAUAUUAUUAAAUUUAUCUGACCUGGCCCAUUGUUAAGACCCACCCGGAGUGAUUAGCCACCGAGGUAGACAGAGUUGGUCUUUUGCAAUUAACACUGACUAGACGGUACUCCCAUAAUAAAGCCUAAAAUAAAUUUUACCUGAAACCGGGCCUUUUAUACUAUUAUCGGUUAAUCCGGGCUGUUUAUAGUGGUAACUAAUUGAACUUAACCAUUUACUGUUUAACAUACCAUACCUAUUAUUAGUGUAGUGAGAUUUGCUUAAAACAGUUUGCUCUGAGAGUUCAGUUAACUGAUCACAUACAAGUUCAAACCGGAGAAAAAUCUUGCAAGCGUGAAAUUUGUUUCAAGCACUUUUCUCAAAAAUGAAUUAAGCACUUUUUAAAGAAUCAUUUGAGAAUACACGCUAGAGAAAAACUUUACUAAUGUAAAAAUGUUUGAAGCAGUUUGGUGAACCACGUAAUUUGAAAACACAAUUUGAGAGUUCACAGUACAGAAAAGCCAAAAAAGAAAUGAUCCCUAAGUGUGAAAGUUGUAUUAAGGCCGGCGCCCACUUAUUCGGAACAGCCCGCUACGGAACGGGCCACGACGAUCGGAAUUUUAAUAUUUUCGUGUAUUCAAAUGACUCAGAGCCUACUUUACGGAAUCGUAGCACAUCGAUAUCUCGGAAGAGAAUUCUUUUGCCAUUCGCCGUAGUGCAGUGUAGCGAUUCAAUACUCAGUGUAUAGUUAGCGCUUCCUCAACGGAGGAACAAACCGAAAAAUAUGGACGUGGGUGGUCCAAGGUUGUCUUUAUUUUAAUACUAGCUGACCCGGCAGACUUCGUACUGCCUCAAUAGAUAAAAACAAACUUUUGUAUACAAUAAACUUAAAAUGAACAAAAGGAAUUCGUAAUUAAUAAACAAAAAUGCUCGAUGUGAA